AGCUAGAUGGCCCAAUGGUCUGACUCAGUAUAAGGCAUCUUCCUGUAUUCCUAUAUUUUUCUUCCAGGGGCCUACAAACGGGCACACAUCUUUAUUUUUCUUUUUUCAGGGGUUGAGCGUCACUGGAAAGCUUAAUUCAAUGAGAGAUUGUAGUCUUUAAGUGAAGUUCAGGUGCCCAAGGGAGGAACAUGGAGCGUCUGACAUCGUUCAGCAGCUUUACAGAUGACCCCUUUGACAAGCCGCCAUGCCGAGGGUGUUCCUCUUACCUCGCAGAACCUUACAUAAAGUGUGCAGAGUGCGGCCCACCUCCCUUCUUGCUGUGCUUGCAGUGCUUCACGAUAGGAUUUGAGUACAAGAAACACCAGAGCGACCACACCUAUGAAAUAGUGACAUCCAACUUCCCCGUCCUUGAUCCGACUUGGACAGCUCAAGAAGAAAUGGCCCUCUUAGAAGCUGUGAUGGAUUGUGGCUUUGGAAACUGGCAGGAUGUAGCAAAUCAGAUGAACACAAAGACGAAAGAGGAGUGCGAAAAACAUUACAUGAAGCAUUUCAUCAACAACCCCCUCUUUGCAUCCACGCUAUUAAAUCUGAAGCAAGCGGAAGAGAAUCAACACAGUGACACAGCCAUCCCGUUUUAUUCUGCUGAAGAUCCUCCGCGGCCUACCUUUGAUUCCUUGCUCUCCAGGGAUAUGGCUGGAUACAUGCCAGCAAGAGCAGACUUCAUUGAGGAAUUUGACAACUAUGCUGAAUGGGAUUUAAGGGAUAUAGACUUUGUGGAGGAUGACUCGGAACUUUUACACGCUUUGAAGAUUGCAGUUGUAGAUAUCUAUCACUCGAGGUUAAAGGAAAGGCAACGAAGGAAAAAGUGAGUUCCUGGCUUUUUCAUUCUUUCAAAUUUAAGUGUGCUUGCUGAGUUCUGUGACAAAGAUUUUGCAGAAUAGCUAUUCUGGGCUGGGUGUCGAAUUUGAACAUCAGCAAACCAUGGGGAGAGAAUAUGGGGUUGUGUGGCAGAUAUUUACACCUUUCCCCUUGGAUAUAAAGUUGUUAUCUGAAGGAAGGACUGUCACGGGCAAGGAAUUCCAAACUUUUUGCUUUGCUUUUUGCCUCCACAUCCGUCCCCCAAUAACCAAGGUUUAGGUUUAUUCAGUUCAUUGCUUCCCACUAAGAAAGUCCCAAAGCAAACUAACAAUCACAGUAAAAAAAA
Podarcis muralis (Common wall lizard) is the source of this 1204-nucleotide messenger RNA. The record is from RefSeq and is a predicted model, not a curated record. Lineage: Eukaryota; Metazoa; Chordata; Lepidosauria; Squamata; Lacertidae.